AAUCGAUUGUACGGUCAUACUAAACCAGCACGCCAAAAAAACUCAGAAUUUUCUUUCUUUUUAAAAUUUUCUUCCAGUCGCAUUGCAAAUUUUUCCCAAGUCAUAUUGAAAAGUGUAAAGUGCUUAUCAGCUGGCCAAGCGCUAAGAGCAGCGGAAGCGGUAGCGAAAACGCAUGUCGCUGCCUACCGAGGACGCCGAUUUGUCCACCAGAUCCGCACACGAAUCCGCAUUCCGAGUGGAAAGCAAUGGGUCGCCAGUCCGAGUAGUCGGUUCGCCAGCAGGCCAGCGAAUUCCGGCGUCGCCAGCAGCACAUCCAACCGAGAUUCAACGCGUCUCUCAUGCGGACUCACGUUGCAGCACGACCCCAAGUCGGGGCAACUCGUUGGUAAGACAGAACAGAUCGGAAGAAGCAGCAGCCGUUGCCGCAGCGGCACAGCUCCCUUGGCAGGAGAAUCAAGGACACACGCUAUUGUCGCCAUCGCGGGGCAAUUCGCUUGGACCGCACUUGUUUCCAGCUGAACCGGCAUCCGCCACUUCGACAACCAAUGUGUACUCCUCGCCUUCAGGGGAUUCACGAUUUGCGUUCCCGAACCAGAACUACUCGCCGCUGCUGCCGCGGUGUGUCGCAGUUCCAAAUCAGCAUUACUCUCCAGCUGGAUCGCCUUUACACCGUCUCCAGGAGCUGCAAAACUGUCAACUGACGGAUUCGCCGCUUAGACUGCGUUUCCCCUCCCCCUUGCUAGGCAACUCUGACGGGCCACUGUUCACGCCAAACCAACUAACGCCCAACUCCAAUCGUAGAGCUGAUUUACAGAUUGAGUUUGAGCAAAACCACCAGCUCACAUAUCCCAUACAGCAGGUCAGCCCGCAGCGAGCAUCGGCCAACCAGCAACAAAACAUUCAGCUCGUAUCGGAACUCCAGCCGCUACACUACCAGGUCCAUGAACACCCGAUUGUAACCCAGAUCCAGGAGGAAACCCACCAGGUUGUCCCCGAAAUCCAAAUAAAAGAUAUCCAAGACGAGCAAACUUAUACUCAUGUUCAGAAACAAAACAACAACGAGUCUGAUAUUCAGGAGCUGGAUCAGAAACUUGAAUGUGUAGUCCCAGGACAAAAUCACCCGAUUGUAACUAAGGCUCAGGAGCAAAAUGAUCAGACUAUAACCGAGAUUCAGGAGGAAAACCAGAUUCCUGUUGAAACUGAUAUACAGGUACAAAGUUCUCAGAUUCUAACCGAGAUCCAGGAGCAAAAUCAUCAGACUAUAACAGAGAUCCAGGAGGAAAGCCCAAUUGUCUUUGAAAUCCAAGAGAAAUAUCUCCCGUUUGCAGCUGAAAUUCAGGAGACAGACCAACAGACUGAAACCGAAAUCCCAAAAGAAAGUUUUCAGCUAGCAUCUCCGGUUGUAACUGAUAUACAGGUAGAAAGUCAUCAGAUUGUAACCGUGAUCCAGGAUGAAAAUCUAAACUUCGCAACUGAUAAUCAGGAGCAAGAUUUCCAGACUAUACCCGAAAUUCAGGAGAAAAAACAACAGAUUGUAAGCGAAUUCGGUCAGGAACACGUCCAGCAAACAGCUGAAAUCCGAACGGAAAGUCUUCAGUUCGCAUCUGAAAUCGAGGAGCAAGGUCUGCAGAUUGUUACAGAGAUUCAGCAACAAAAUCAUGAAAAUGUAACCGAGGUACAGGAGGAAAGUUUCCAGUUUACGCCUGAUACACAGAACCCAGAUCAGCCGACUGUAUUUAUUGAAAUCCAGGAGGAAAAUCCGCAGUUCGCAUUUGGUAAUCACGAGCAAGAAGCGCAGGCUAUAACCGGAAAUAAAGAGGAAUACCACAAGUUUUCGCAGGAAAAUCUCCAGUUUGUAACUGACACACAGGAGCACGUCCAGCAGACAACAACCGAGUUCCAGCAGGAGAAUUUCCAGCUUACCACUUAUACCCAGGAGCAAAGCGAGCUUCUCACACCGCAAGACCAACAGGAGGAACAACUGGAAGAGCCACAAGACCCGCUUGCUAUUGAGAUCCAAAAGCAAAGUUCGCUGCUUGCAUCCGAAUUUGAAGAGUACAACCGACGGCUAGCGGCAUCUGGGUUUCAGGAGGAGGACCAAGAGGAUUAUUCUGAGAUCGAGGAUCAACAAUCUGAGGAGGAGGCGCAGUACGACGAGAACUUUGCUGGUGAAUCCUUUGGAGAUCAAUUGGAAGUAUCAUCGGAAAACAGUUCUGAGGUCGAACCGGUGGACGAGAUAUACGAGGUCCAACGGGAGGGAGAAGUGGCUUAUCAAACAGGUCCUACUGAAGGCCGCCAGUAUCAGUACUUUGGUUUUGAACGCGAGGUGCCAUUCCCUCCUCCUGAGGAUCGACCAUCACCUACUCCAGAAGAUAUAUCAGACUCCGCUUCACCUGGGCAUGGCGAGCACCUAGAUUCGGGCAAUCCCAGCAUCGAGUGUAUUCGCAAAACCUUCAGACUCAUUCGCGAUAUCUCCGAUAGUCUGAUUGCCGAUCCAGAGCAACCCCAAGCCGAAACCCACCGCCUGGCCAUUUUCCUUCUGCGCCAGAAGCUGGCCGAUGUAUGCCAAAAGGUUCUAAGCGAAGCUAUACGCGGUCAGGCCACCGAGCAGAGCAUCUCCCUGCUCAGAGAGAUCUUCGUGUGCGACGAGCAAACUAAGCCAGCGCAGCAGCUAUCAGGUCGACGCUCCACGAAGCCAAGCAUCAGCCAGCAAGACAUUUCAAUGGGCUUAGAAAUAUUAAAAAGAAUCCGUGACUUGUUAUCCGGUUGGUAUACUUCCAAAGACGGUGAAUCUGACACCGGCGAGAGCGGAACGGGAUUCGAGGCUCGAAACGGAAAAGGUCGUGGGUCCGACCGCCAGCCGGAAAACAGUUUUUCACCCCGGAAAAGACGCAACCAAGAAGAGAGCCCUCGUCUGAUCAAGUAUCGGCGUGUGGACAACAGCUUUCCCCGCUACAUAACGAAUGAGACUGCUGAGGACCUGAUUCCCAACAAGUCCAUGGCCGAGCGGGAUCAGCCACAGAGCUCGAAGCGGCUCUCAAUAUUCAAUUCGCCGGUAUACACGCAGCACCGGGUGCGCAAUGAAGCCCCCUACAUACGCACCCCAUUUGACCUCUCAGACGAUGAGGAGCCGUCCCAGACAUUUGCCAACGCUGGGCCAUCAGCCAGGCCCCUGACUUACUCGGAUGCGGUGCGUCUAGGUCAGAAUGGCUUCGGCGAGUCCCGUGUAAAUGGGCACUCCAACCAUACGAUGCGCAGAGCACCAGCUCAGGUGGAGAAAAGCAUUCUGACCCACGAAAUGGAGCGCAUGGAGCAUGAGCAGUAUAUCAACCUUAUCCAUACCGUGGCCCACAGUAGUUCCGUGAGCAGUCGCUUAGUCAAGCCCGGAGCCCCGCCGCCGCUUCAGCGGAUUGAUUCCCAGGCGGCAACCUGGAGCUCCGUACUGCGUGGCAACCAAUCUCAUGUAUCGAAGUCGCCGUCACUAAGCCAUGCUAACCGUGAGCGUACAGAGUACGCCAAAUUGAUUGACCGUAAGGCGGAGCAGGAGAACAGGACUCCGGUAUCGCCGCAGCUAUUGCGAAGCCCUAGCAAUAGCGCCGCCAGCCAUGCAUCCACUAUUUCCAGCAGCGGAUCCUCCUCCGGAAGUUGCUCCUGUUCAACUUGCUCGUCUUCUGAUUCUGAUGCUCAGACCACUUCCGUUACUGAUGGCUCGGAGGACAAGAAAGCCAACGAAGCCAAGAAGACUGUCGCAUCACAGCCGUUAAACGCCAAACCCACCCGGCUCACCAAGACAGAUUCCUUGCACCGUCGUUUCGCCAGUUGCGUCUACCUUAAGGAUGACUUCGCGGAGCAAUUUAAAGCAAGAGCGGCGCGACGUCAAGAGGAAUCCAAACAUCUUCUUGGACUAGCUGAACAGCAGGCUAAUCAAAGCCGAGAUGAACGCCGUGCCUAUGAACUGAAACUGCGGGAAAACAUAUUCCAAUAUCGCAUACCCCACAAACCCAUUUUUGUCAUCGGACCACUGGACAGCGCAGUCGAGAAGAAGGUGACCAAGCUCAUUCCGCUAACAAAGGAGCUUGACGAUCGCUUUUACGACAUGACGGACAAGGAAAAAUCAGUGGAACUUAUUUUUAAAUUCAACUUACACAUAACUAGCGAAGACAUACGCACUUUUGUUGAUGGAGAAUGGCUUAACGACGAGGUCAUCAAUUUCUACAUGUCCUUGCUGACAGAACGCUCGGAGAAGCGAGCUGGCGAACUGCCCGCCACUUACGCCAUGAACACAUUCUUCGUGCCCCGCCUCCUGCAGGCUGGGCAUGCUGGCGUUAAGCGCUGGACUCGCAAAGUGGACUUGUUCAGCAAGGACAUAAUCCCGGUACCAGUGCACUGCAACGGAGUCCACUGGUGCAUGGCCAUCAUUCACUUGCGCAACAAGACCAUCCGUUAUUAUGACUCCAUGGGAAAGCCGAACCAGCCAGUCCUGGACGCUCUAGAGAAAUAUCUGCGCGAGGAGUCACUAGAUAAGCGCAAGCAGCCGUUUGACACCAGCGGUUUCGUGAUUGAGAGCGUGCAGAAUAUACCACAGCAAUUGAAUGGUAGCGAUUGCGGCGUCUUCAGCUGCAUGUUUGCCGAGUAUAUAACGCGUGAUGUACCGAUAACCUUCUCCCAGUCGGAAAUGCUUUACUUCCGCAAGAAGAUGGCUCUGGAGAUCGCCGACGGAGAGUUGUGGCAGUAAAGGCGUCCAAACACACUGCGACUCAUUCAAGUUUAGAAGAAAGGGGGACUCCAGUUCUUUAUUUAUUAUUAUAAAUCUAACAGAGACACUCCAAACAUAAAUUCGCAACAAUUGUUUAGCCAUCCAACGAUCUCGGUUACUCGAUAGAAUCGAGAUGGCUGAAACAUGUGCUGGUGCAUAAACUCGUUCUCACAUUCAUAUGUAACAGAGAAACUAGUUUUUCAAUAAAAUGCUACCAAGUAAAAGCAAAGCGAA
This is a messenger RNA of Drosophila santomea, 4990 nucleotides long. RefSeq lists its product as uncharacterized. Gene Ontology annotation, biological process: protein desumoylation. Lineage: Eukaryota; Metazoa; Arthropoda; Insecta; Diptera; Drosophilidae. Gene Ontology annotation, cellular component: nucleus. The coding region runs from base 173 to 4735 and encodes 1520 amino acids. Gene Ontology annotation, molecular function: deSUMOylase activity. The record is from RefSeq and is a predicted model, not a curated record. The transcript has 6 exons.